Messenger RNA from Jatropha curcas, 1560 nucleotides. The record is from RefSeq and is a predicted model, not a curated record. Lineage: Eukaryota; Viridiplantae; Streptophyta; Magnoliopsida; Malpighiales; Euphorbiaceae.
GUGAAGAGGCCCUAGAUAGAACAGAAACAAUGGAGUGAAAAGCAUUUGCUGCUAUCUUUGACUUGAUCUGCCCUCGCUUUGGAAGUGGCCGUGUGCUUGUGAAAUUUUUGCUAAAUGCAGGAGUUGGAAUGUCUCUGACCUUGCUGUUCAUGAUGCCAAUCAAGGGAGACCUCGGUACUGUCAAAUUGUCAUAUUGCCGCCAACAGGAAAUGGCUUCUACUGUCAUUUUUUCAUGUCAAAUCCCACAGCAGACCAUCUGCUCCAAAAUAGCAUCUAGCAUCAAGCCAGGCUACAUGCCAUUUAAACGAUCAUCUCAGAAAAACACAAAGAUACAGCAGUAUCAAAUCGGCUUCAGAAGGCAGACUCGAAGGUGCAAAUUUCCCGUGCCAUCAGCUUCAGAUAGUGAAGAUAUUACAUUAAAUCAGCUAUCUGCAGCAAGUCUGAUCAAGCAGUUCUUUGCGUGUAUUAAUGAAAAAAAAUUGAAGGAACUAGAUGAGUAUAUUUCAGAUGACUGUUGCUUUGAAGACUGUUCCUUCGUUUCUCCACUACAAGGGAAAAAGGUUGUCUCUUUAUCUUUCCCACCAAAUUACAAAACAUGCAUUUCUUACUUUCUGCAAGAAACUCUAACAAACCACAAUGAAUUGCUACAGGAAAUUAUGCAUUUCUAUCAACUGCUUACUACAGGCAUGGGCCAUAAUGUGAAGUUCAACAUUGAACAUGUUUGUGAAGAUGAUGAAUUUACAGCAGGAGUAAAUUGGCACAUGGAAUGGAAAACGAGACAGAUACCUUUCACCAGGGGAUGCAGCUUUUACGAAUGCUCACAAGAAGGGGACAGACUAGUUAUCAAGAAAGCUCGGGUUGUGGUCGAAUCACCUAUAAAACCAGGAGGCAUGGUGCUGGUUCUGUUAAAAAAUGUGACUGGAAUGUUCGAUGAUUUCCCAAAGUUUGCAGAUUGGUUCCUAAAGAGUCCUCAUGUCAUAGUGCAAUUCUUUAUGAAGAUUUACUCUAGACUUUAUGCACCUAUUAUCAAUCCACUUCUAUCAGGGUACAUCAGGAUUUGGAAUUUCGUGGCUCGAUUAUUUGCCUUGGCACUAAACAUCCUACUCCACAUUCAUAAGAAAUACUUUCAGUAAGAGAACACUUACUAAGGUUCUUAUGUACAUAAAAUCUAUAGCUUUGCAUCAUCAGUCAGUUAUCGUCACCAUCAUCAUGGUUCGGCAACAUUUGGAACAGUGAGAGAGCAACCAGCGGUCCAAAAACAGGUGGGAGUGGCGGAGGUCUACUAAAGGCAACAAUUGGAUCUGCCUUCUCACCGAAAAGUCGUCUUUCUUCAGCAAAAUCAUGAUUUUCUUGUUUCUUCGGAGUUGAAGUAGCCACGGUGCCUAGUUUUAAGAGGAUUCACUGUUAGAAGUUGCAAGUUCUUGAAUUUAUAUAAUUAGAACAAUAACAAAAAGAUGGGAUAUGAUAUAACAUAUUACCCCAUGAUCCCGAAGCAGGGAAGACUUGUUUCAAUUUGUAUUUCACAGGUAAUAAUGCAGCUAUUCCACGCAUUUAAGCAAA